GGGGGUUAUUUCGAUUUAAACCUGCCGAUCGUCUGAUAUCCGUCCUAUUUACUUUGGCCACUACGCGACAGACAGCCUGUCCGCUGAUCGCAAAACCUCGCACAGGCAACAACCAAAGUAACUACUGAGGAGCGACAACGACCACCCACCAUCAUUGCCACCACUCUUGGCCCCCAAAUCAUGGAAGACCCCCAACCGCGAACACGGCGACGGCAUCCAGUCGAUAAAUAUGGCCCAAAGUUCUAUGACAAGUCCGAGCACAUGCAGGGUCGGGCUGCCGCUAUGAAGGCUGCUCUGAGUGGUGACGACCCGUCUCGGUCAGAGCCUGCUGGGGGGUUCGAUAGCACUCCGUACCCCUAUGCACCACCCGGCUAUACACUGAAAUUCACCUUCCAUCGUGGAGUCAACCUUCCUUGCGCAGACUUUGGUACAUUUUCUUCCGACCCUUAUGUUCUCGCCCAAUUGAUUGUCGACCUACCCCAACGCCACAAGCAGGACCCCGUUAUGUCCUUCCGAACACCAACUGUGCGCAAAAAUCGAGAUCCGGAAUGGAACAGCGAAUGGAUCGUUGCCAAUGUCCCGGCCUCGGGUUUCCAUCUGAAAUGUCAUGUGUACGAUGAAGACGCUGCGGACCAUGACGACAAACUCGGUAACGCUUAUGUCGACGUGGAUUCGGUCAAUGGACAGUGGCCCGGCAUAAAGGAGCAGAGCCUUCGCCUGAAGAAGCGCAUGGGCAGCAAGCGGGUCUACUUGUUCGGUAACAUCGCUGCGCUGGCGUCGCGACGUCUAGAUGUGCAGUCGCAUAUAGUAAUCAGCGUUCAGUGCUUAGGGAAGACACCAGGAGAUGAAGGGGCUCAUAUGUAUACCAUUGGACCAAACUACUGGUUCAAGCAUUUUUCUCCGCUCAUUGGGAGGAUAGCCGGCACUAAAGAUAAGGUCCAAAGUCAGCGUGAUGAGAAGAAGACCAUUACUCGCUAUAAUUUUCAGGCAAUCCAAAUACAGCUCCAGGGCCCUGUGCCUACCGCGCUCUAUCAUCGUUAUGUCGAAUUCAAGCCGUUUGUAGCCGGGAUGUUCACGUCACACAGUCUUCGUGGAAGGAUACUCAAUCGAGCGCUGCAUCAUCAACACGAACGUAUCUACAACUUUGACAAGACCACCCUCAGUGGACAGUUUUCUUCCCCUUGUACCGAGCUCACGCAGAAGUUUCUUGAAUUUGUGCACUACGCUCAGGGCGGGAGGAUCUUUACAUAUGUCAUCACCCUAGACGGGCAAUUGCGCUUCACGGAAACAGGGAAGGAAUUCGGAAUUGAUUUGCUGAGUAAACACACGAUGCAUAGUGAUGUAUCGAUUUAUAUUGCAUACUCUGGUGAGUUCUUCUUGCGUCGCCUGAAGCAUCGCCAUCCCCGACACCCGGAAACAAUUCAGCAUUCGGAAACACACUACUCCGGUGAUGAGUCGCUGGUAGAACCAGAGAUAUCAACUGAUCCGGCCGACUAUGAACUUUUCAUCGACAAUGAUAGCGGAACUUAUCGUCCCAAUGGCGAAUACCUACCCCUGUUGAAACAGCUCAUCUCCACCAAUCUACCAGGUCUUCACGUGACUACACUUGAUUGCAAGAACGAUGCAGAGCGGAUGGAGGUUCUGAAGAAUGAGCAGAGGGAGUUCAAGAAGAACGAGGGCAAUCAUAUGAUCUUCCUCCAGCGCAGCAAUAGCUCUUCGCUUUCUAUAUCCAGUUCAGAUGAAGACGAGUUGAAUGAGCGCAGUGAGUCGCAGCCUCAUAAAAGGGACGGCUUUGCGCAAAAGGUACACGAUAUGCGAGACAUGAAGGGUCAAAUGAUGAAAUGGGCCCAGGCAGACAACCAUGGCAAUCCAGAUGAGACUGAGAGUCGAUCUGGGCGUCAGAGGACUGCGGCAGCGAACAGCUCAGGAGCAUCAAACCCCGCCGUGGAGAAUGGCUUGGAUGAAAGCACAGCCACUUUCGCUGACGGCCGAAUUUAGCUUCCAUUCAUGCUCAACUUGGGCUUUUGUGGAGUUUAUUAAUUCUUCCAUAUCCUACCUACAUCAACAACUUACCUAUAACCUUAGGGAGUCCACCCUACCUCACGUGGUGAAAGACCUCGUCCUAAUAUGCUUCCAUGGAUGACCUUAC
This is a messenger RNA of Aspergillus welwitschiae, 2149 nucleotides long. RefSeq names its product C2 domain protein. The record is from RefSeq and is a predicted model, not a curated record. NCBI's taxonomy places the organism in Eukaryota, Fungi, Ascomycota, Eurotiomycetes, Eurotiales, Aspergillaceae. Gene Ontology annotation, biological process: positive regulation of gene expression. Bases 181 to 1998 code for a protein of 605 amino acids. The transcript has 2 exons.